GAAAAGCCUAGUAAGAAUAUAAGGGCCUGAGUUCAAGCCCCAGUACUGGCAAAAAAAAAAAAAAAAAAAUCCUGUUGCACCUUUGAUAUUUUGAGCCAUUAAUGCACUUUUAAAUUGGUUUCAGUUUCUGCAGUUUUUCUCAGAGAAAUUUGAAUUCUGUAUUGGUAAUCAACAAGUAAGGAACAUUUCUGCAAGGUUUAUCUCAGUAUACUCCUAUUUUUGUAUGUCAUUUUUGUGUUUGUCUAUUAAUAGUCUUGUGUUUAUAAUUGAUUUAGUGAAGGCUACAAUUUUUGACACUGUGGUAACAGUCCUAUUAGAUAUUUAGACUUGCUUGGUUCAGCCAUCAAGAUAACCCUCUAACAUAAUGAGUCCUAAACAGCAUUGGAAAAAAAUCUGCUACUGGAUUCCAAUUUACCUAUUUUGCACUUAAAUUGAUAUUAAUAAGGCAGCGGAAAGAAGAAAUAUGAAUACGGCUCCAUCAAGACCCAGCCCCACACGAAGAGAUCCAUAUGGCUUUGGAGACAGUCGAGAUUCAAGACGUGAUCGAUCUCCAAUUCGUGGAAGUCCAAGGAGAGAGCCCAGGGAUGGCAGGGAUGCCCGGGAUAGAGACGUUCGAGACUUACGGGACCACAGAGACAGCAGAGACAUUCGGGAUCACAGAGAUAGCAGAAGUAUGCGUGAUGCUCGGGACAUGAAGGAUCUCAGAGGCUUUCGUGAUCUAAGAGACUCUAGAGAUUUUCGAGAUCACCGGGACCCCAUGUAUGACAGAUACAGAGACAUAAGGGAUUCCCGAGAUCCCAUGUAUAGGAGAGAGGGCUCUUAUGACCGAUACCUGCGGAUGGAUGACCAUUGCAGGAGAAAGGAUGACGCAUACUAUGACCGGUACAGAGACAGCUUUGAUGGACGAGGCCCCCCUGGCCCAGAAAGUCAGUCUCGUGCAAAAGAGCGUUUGAAACGCGAGGAACGGCGUAGAGAAGAGCUUUAUCGUCAAUAUUUUGAGGAAAUUCAGAGGCGCUUUGAUGCUGAGAGACCUGUGGAUUGUUCUGUGAUUGUGGUCAACAAGCAGACUAAAGAUUAUGCUGAGUCUGUCGGGAGGAAGGUACGAGACCUAGGCAUGGUUGUGGACUUGAUCUUCCUAAACACAGAAGUGUCACUGUCACAAGCCUUGGAGGAUGUUAGCAGGGGAGGGUCUCCCUUUGCUAUUGUCAUCACCCAGCAACACCAGAUUCACCGUUCUUGUACAGUCAACAUCAUGUUUGGAACUCCACAAGAGCAUCGCAACAUGCCCCUGGCAGAUGCCAUGGUGCUAGUGGCCAGGAAUUAUGAGCGCUACAAGAAUGAGUGCCGGGAGAAGGAACGGGAAGAGAUUGCCAGACAGGCAGCCAAGAUGGCUGAUGAGGCCAUCCUACAGGAAAGAGAUCGAGGAGGCCCUGAGGAGGGCGUGCGUGGGGGGCACCCUCCAGCCAUCCAGAGCCUCAUCAAUCUGCUGGCAGAUAACAGGUACCUCACUGCCGAAGAGACAGACAAGAUCAUCAACUACCUGCGAGAGAGAAAGGAGCGGCUUAUGAGGAGCAGCACCGACUCUCUGCCUGGCCCGAUUUCCCGCCAAUCACUCGGGGCGACCUCGGGUGCCUCACUGAAGACACAACCAAGCUCCCAACCGCUCCAGAGCGGCCAAGUGCUCCCCUCUGCUACACCCACUCCAGCUGCACCCCCCACCUCCCAGCAAGAGCUUCAGGCCAAAAUCCUCAGCCUCUUCAAUAGUGGCACCGUUGUGGCCAGCAGCAGCUCUACAUCCCCCUCAGUUGUUGCUGGAAACACCCAGAACCAGAAUUUUUCCACAGCAGCAAACAGCCAGCCUCAGACAAGAUCACAGCCCUCUGGCAGUCAGCCUCCACACAUUUUGGGACAGACAGGAUCUGCUCGGAACAUGGGCCCCCGGCCUGGGGCUCCUUCUCAAGGGCUCUUUGGCCAGCCUUCUAGUCGCCUGCCACCUGCCAGCAACAUGGCUAGCCAGAGGCCCGUGUCCUCCACAGGUAUUAACUUUGACAAUCCAAGUGUACAGAAGGCUCUAGACACUCUGAUCCAGAGUGGCCCUGCUCUCUCCCACCUGGUUAGCCAAACUGCAGCACAGGUGGGGAGGCCCCAGGCCCCCAUGGGAUCUUAUCAGAGGCAUUACUGAGGCCCCUCGUGGGGGCUGUGCUCCAGGAUUCAGCUCCACUACUUCAGUCCCUUGGCCGCCACCCACUUUGUUCUAAGUAGAGUUGUUUGGAGGAUGUUCUCUGAGCUCACCAGGUCUACAUCAAAUGUCAAGUUGCUACCACCUGCUCCCUCUCCUGUCCAAGGUUGCAUUGCUUAUUACUUACAGAAUCCAAAUUUAUACUGCAAUCGGGGGUAUAUUGUUUUUGGUUAUCUGUGGGGUUGCUUGGGCAGUACAGGUGUGUGCACUCAGUUUCUGUGAGUUUCUCCAGUCCCUGUCUGCUGGCUUUGGGAGAGGAAAGGAAGAAUCAAGUCCCAGCAGGCUAUGUUUGGAAUGCUAUGUUGGUCACCACCCUCUUUGUUCACUUGGAACCUGCCAAGGCUUUCUCUCCUCGCACACCCAACAGAGCUAUGAUACCCACAUUGGCAAAAGAGUGGUGGUCUCGGCAAGCAAGAUGGCGCUGCUCCCCAGGACUCAGACCCACUGCCUGGAGGCUGCAGAGGAGCUCGUCUGUCCAUGUCAGGGUGGUGAUUGCUUCAAAGUUGUUUGGAGUCUUUGUUUUAUUCUUUAUGUUUUUGUUUUUUCAUUUCUUUGGAGAAUCUCCAGAGGACUGAACAGCUCCAUUCACCAGCAGUUGGAUAGGAGCUGUGCGUCUGGGCCCACCCCCUCCUCCGUAGCCUUCUGUUGGCCCCCGGAGGAGCUGGGCUGAGAAGAAGGCUCUAGGCUUCUGACAAUGAACAUCCAACAUUUCAGUGAUUUGAGCUUUUGGCUCAGAACCUCAGGCUUGGGGUUCUUUUUCUUACAUGUAUUUUGAGCAGGGUAGGGACCAUUUUGAUGUCAGACUUUGGGUACUUGGACAUGUUUGUGAUGAAGAUGGUGUCCAUAACUUUUGAGCCAGAAUGAGAUUGUUAAAGAGGAUGGCUAGUUGCUGCUCUGAAUGGAGCCAAAGGAAGCUGCCUGCCCCCGGGACUGCUGUGCGCACUGGAGCCCUGUGGAUCCGGCCUUGGAGGCCGUGGCGGGGCGAGGGGAGCUGUGGCCACGCCGAGUCCCUAACCAGUGGCUGGGCAAACAACGGUUUCUAAAUUCAAGACCCCCCAAUGCAGCAGUUCAUGUUCUGACCUGUUUGUGUUAUAUAGUGGGUUACUCCACCCCCUUUGGAGCCCUUGUGUUAUUUUAAAAGAAAGAAAUGAAAUGAUCACUUUUUAAUUAAAAUGAAAAUGUCA
Perognathus longimembris pacificus (Pacific pocket mouse) is the source of this 3423-nucleotide messenger RNA. It is a transcript of the gene Ncoa5, whose product is annotated as nuclear receptor coactivator 5. The transcript has 8 exons. NCBI's taxonomy places the organism in Eukaryota, Metazoa, Chordata, Mammalia, Rodentia, Heteromyidae. Gene Ontology annotation, biological process: regulation of signal transduction. Gene Ontology annotation, cellular component: nucleoplasm. The record is from RefSeq and is a predicted model, not a curated record. Bases 464 to 2182 code for a protein of 572 amino acids.